CGGGGCGGCAGCACCAUGGAGAGCUGCCGGGCCCUGGCGCUCUGCGCCGUGGCGGCCGCGCUGCUGCUCAGCGCCCGCGGGCAGGGCUCGGCCCCGCCGCGCCGCGCCCGGGACCUGGGAGCGCCCGGCGGCGGCGGCGCCUCCCGGGAGAAGGAGCUGAUCGAGGCGCUGCAGGAGGUGCUGGAGAAGCUGAAGAGCAAGCGGGGACCGCACUACGAGAAGAAGUUCGGGCAAGUGCCCAUGUGCGACGCCGGGGAGCAGUGUGCCGUGAGGAAGGGGGCCCGCAUCGGGAAGCUCUGCGACUGCCCUCGGGGGACUUCGUGCAAUUCCUUCCUCCUCAAGUGCCUGUAAGCAGGGACGCCCCGGGACAAGCCGCUGGGAGCAGGCACCGACGUCUGGCCGCCCGACGUGCCGGCCUGGGGUGACAGCGACGACUUCCCGCAGCACUUUCGCCCGAGAAACGCAGCGAGAAGCCCCCGCGUCGCCCAUGUAACGCCGUCCGUGACAUCCGACAUCCGUGGAGCUGUUUUCUUUCUCUCCCCCGUCCCACCUCUUCCCCUCCCUCUCCUCCUCCUCGCUUGUUUUUGUCCGUCCAGGGAAAUCCUGGGCCGCGCCUUGGCGAGUAGAGGUGCCGAUCCCGGGAACUGCAGUGCCGGUGCACAGCCGAGUGGUGCCGAGCCGUGCCGGGAAGCGGGACUGGCCCCGUGCCGUGCCCCGGGCUGUCCGGCCCUUUCCUCGCGCUGGGAACAUCCACCCGCUGCCGGCUGGAGGAGCUGGGGCCAGGGGAUUCCCCUGGGUGGUUGGGGGUAAGAUGG
Molecule: messenger RNA, 815 nt
Organism: Pseudopipra pipra
Lineage: Eukaryota; Metazoa; Chordata; Aves; Passeriformes; Pipridae
Gene: CARTPT
Product: CART prepropeptide
Exons: 3
Coding region: 16-351 (111 amino acids)
Biological process (GO): negative regulation of appetite; cellular response to starvation; G protein-coupled receptor signaling pathway
Molecular function (GO): neuropeptide hormone activity
Source: RefSeq, a predicted model, not a curated record